Notodromas monacha is the source of this 1920-nucleotide messenger RNA. NCBI's taxonomy places the organism in Eukaryota, Metazoa, Arthropoda, Ostracoda, Podocopida, Cyprididae. The record is from the annotation of a GenBank genome assembly.
AUGAAAGAGUUGGGACUUUCAUGGAAAAAUCGCAGACCCGUGAAGCUGUACUCGGGCCUCCGAAUGCCUCAGUUCGAAGUGGAGCAAGUAACAGCCAGCGUUUGUCAAGAAAGUUUUCAAAUAGGGAAUUACAGCUGCAUCAAAGCAGAGUAUAUGCUGAGAAGGGCAGUUGGUUUCCAUUUGGUUCAAAGCUACUUGCCGACCAUGUUGAUAGUUGUUAUUUCCUGGGUUUCCUUCUGGAUGGAUGUGGACUCUGUGCCAGGGAGAACCACUUUGGGUGUCACAACCCUUCUCACGAUGUCCACAAAGGCUUCAGGAGUGCAAAUGGAGAUUCCUCAGGUGUCAUACGUGAAGGCCAUCGACGUGUGGAUGGGUGCUUGCACCGCCUUCAUCUUCGCUGCUCUGCUGGAAUUCACGCUGGUCAACUACUUUUACCGCAAGGACCUGCUCAUGAUCCAAAAGGAAAUGGCACACAGUUGUUCCGGGAUGGAAGUCAAGACCACCAGCAGCAGCAGCAGGCGGGAUGACACCAAAGCUGCUGCUGUGGGCGAGGAGGACAUUCAGCUCGCAGCUGCAGUGCUGGGGACUUCUGAUCCAACGUGGGACGAGUCCGCCGAGGACAACAACGGGUACUUGAUGACAAUGGGUGAGUCAUCAGUCAGGGAUGUGGAGAAAGAAGACAUAGUCAAGUCCUGCAAGGAAGUCCUGAAAGCAGUGGCGCAGGCCGUGGUCAUCGGAACAGCGCUCUAUGUCUUCGCAGCCAUUGCUCUGCCGGGCGUGUGCUCCUGGAUCGCCGCAACGUUUCUGCAAGAUGUCGGCGCCCUCCCGAGACGAGACGCAGCAGGGAACGCGACUUUCGUCGUGCGGGUGACGGAAGCGGUGCCAACUGCGAUUGAUGACGCCGCGUCGGGGCUAUUGACGCAAUUGGAGACGGAUUACGCACUGGGCUUGGCAACGUUGCACCAGGCUGGGUACUUUGACCGGUUGCCCGGGAACUGGAGUCGCGAGGUGGACGAGUUCUUCGGGGGCCGCGGGAAUAAUGAUGGGCCUUUGUCCGGGACAAAGGGGGCAAGAGUCAAGAGACAAAUUGAAGCCAUGAGUCCAUUCAUUGUGGGCAUGUUCGGCAACGACAAGGUCCAGGCGCAGAACGAGCUCAAGUACCCAGACACAGGCUUGUCUUUUAGACCAUUGGCACCAAGGUUACCUUUCCAGAAGGCAGUCUGCUCAGCUCUGACAUGCUGCUACUUGCUGCCUGACCAAGUGGCUUUGCCAUGUUGUGGCCUACUGGGAAUGCAGUUCAGAUUACAUUUGGAUUGCUGUCGAUGCUUUGGCAUGGAGAUUGUUGGUUUGGAGAGCAUGAGAGCUGUGUCUUAAUCAUCUGCUCAUAUACAGUACUUGUACUGUAUCAUAUCUUGUCGCGCACUUUUUAAAAGCUGUUAAAAAAAAGUUUUGUGUCUUGCAAUCUUUAUUUAUUGUAUUUACUCAAGUACUAUUCCCCCUGACUUAUUAUCAAGGGAAUUGGCUGAUAAUGUUUUUUAUAGGAGUGGAAUUAUGACCCAAAAAGUUGCAAUUGCUCAAGAUUUGUUCCCGCAAUUUGUGUUGGUAGAAGUUUGAAUUAUUUUUUCAAGUAGUAAUUUUUAAGAAAAAUAUUUUUUGAUGGAAUAAAAUUACAUAAAUCCACAGGAAACUUGUUGACAAACCGCAAAACCGUUCAUAUUUUUUCUGUCACUCAUAUUCAUGACUUUCAAUGGUUUUAUGCAUUUUUUAUGCCGGAAAAUGUGCACUGUACUUUCAUGCGCCAUUUGCAGUACAGUGGCCCCCUGCCUAACAGACCUCCCGUGUAAGGGAUUUUUGCCUAACAGACCAGCUCUGCAAGCAGUUUUUCCUCCUGCCCAACAGACAAAAUCCACCAAACAGACU